This is a messenger RNA of Melanaphis sacchari, 2087 nucleotides long. Its product is annotated as glucose dehydrogenase [FAD, quinone]-like. The record is from RefSeq and is a predicted model, not a curated record. Lineage: Eukaryota; Metazoa; Arthropoda; Insecta; Hemiptera; Aphididae. Gene Ontology annotation, molecular function: flavin adenine dinucleotide binding; oxidoreductase activity, acting on CH-OH group of donors. Bases 101 to 1942 code for a protein of 613 amino acids. The transcript has 5 exons.
GUUCACUAACUAGUAAGUAUAUGUGUACCUAGUUACAGUGUUCUUCACAUAGCUACGUGAUUAACAUUUUGUCCUCAGUUUUUCUUUCUUUUUUUAAACAAUGAAAUCGAAUUUUUAUUUAUUUUUUUGUUUUGUUAAGUGUUUUUUACACAAAUCUGAAUCAACAGUUUUGGAGCCUACACAGUGGUAUCAUGCGAUUAAACGAGAGACUACAGUGGAACAAGAGGAUUACAUGACAAUUUUAAUAAAAUACGAUUUUAUAGUGAUCGGUGCAGGAAGUGCUGGAUCAGUUGUCGCUAAUAGAUUAUCUGAAAUAUAUGAUUGGAAAAUAUUAUUGAUUGAAGCUGGUCAAGACGAAGAACCAUUUAUGGAUAUUCCAGCAGCAGCUGGAAAAUUACAGUCAAGGUCAAUAAAUUGGAAGUACACAACAGUUCCUAUGAAUAAUUCUUGCUUAAGUUUUGAAGACUGUCGGUGUAAAAUUCCAAGAGGAAAAGUGAUGGGUGGUAGUAGUGUAUUGAAUUAUAUGAUAUAUACACGUGGUAAUAGAAUAGAUUAUGACCAUUGGGCAGAAAUGGGCAACAUAGGGUGGAGCUAUGACGAAGUUCUAAAAUAUUUCAUUAGAUCGGAAAAUGCAAGCGUGUCUGGUGCUGACCUAGAUUAUCAUGGACAGGACGGGUUGUUGUCGGUGACUGACGUACCAUACAAGACGCCUAUAGCAAAAGCUUUUGUAGACGCUGGAUCACAGAUAGGAUUGCCUGUCAUCGAUGUAAAUGGUGAAAAACAAGUCGGGAUUAAUUAUUUGCAAGUUACCAUGAAAGAUGGUCGUCGUUGUAGUACAAAUACAGCCUUUUUGCUUCCAACAAAAAAAAGAUUGAACUUGCACGUGAAAAAAUUUAGCACUGUAACACGAAUAAUUAUAGAAAAAGGCACAAAAACGGCAAAAGGAGUAGAAUUUGUAUCAAAUGGUAAAAAAUAUAGAGUGUUUGUACGCAAAGAAGUAAUUGUUUCUGGUGGGGCUAUAAACUCGCCACAGUUACUCAUGUUGUCGGGGAUCGGACCGAAAGAACAUUUGAAAAGUAUAAAUAUUCCGUUGAUAAAAGACUUGCCAGUUGGUGAAAAUUUAAUGGAUCACGUGGCACUGGGAAGUUUAAGUGUCUUGAUAAAUGAUACUAUUUCAUUAAAAACACAAAGAUUAUUGAGAGAUCCGCUUAAUUUAUACAAUUUUAUCAUAAAUCAUAACGGCCCAUUAACAAUACCAGGUGGUGCAGAAGCAUUGGCAUUUUUCGAUUUAGACCAACCAGGAAUUAAAAAUGGACACCCAAAUUUGGAACUACUUUUAGUAUCAGGUCUAUAUUCGGGUGAUAACUUAACGCAUAAGUUGUUUGGCUUAAAAACGGACAUUUAUGAAAAAGUAUAUAAGCCUACUCAAAAAAUGGACGGUUUUACGGUAUUCCCAAUGAUUAUGCGACCAAAGAGUAAAGGUCAUCUAUGGUUGGAAAACGCUAAUCCGUUCCACUAUCCACUGAUCGAUCCCAAUUACUUUGCGGACGAGAGGGACUUGGACGUGGCCGUAGCCGGAGUGCGGAUUUUCCAACAGAUGUUGAAGACCCACGCGAUGAAGAAGCUCGACGCCAAAUUAUUCGACACCCCGUUGCCCGGUUGCGUCCAACACAAAUUCGAUUCGGACGCGUACUGGAAAUGCUCGGCGAGACAAAUAAGUUUUACAAUCUAUCACUUGUCGGGCACAUGCAAAAUGGGACCGGUGGGUGACCCCACGGCCGUGGUAGAUCCGAGAUUGCGCGUGCACGGUAUAAGCGGUCUAAGAGUCAUCGACGCGUCGAUAAUGCCGGAAGUACCAGCAGCGCAUAUAAAUGCUCCGACGAUUAUGAUCGGCGAAAAGGGCGCUGAUAUGAUUAAAGAAGACUGGGGUAUCAUAGUAUAGACUAUAGAGUAUAAAUUAUUAAUUUUAGAAGAAAUGUAUAGUUCUUUGAUUUUUGUUUGUUACUCAAAUUACACAAAAUUACUGAAUCGUGUUGACAAAAAAAUAUAAUGAUUACGAAAACCUUGACUAUUUCUGGAAAAACUUG